AUGGCCAACAACUUUAUCAGCCAAGUAGAGAUAGAAGAAAGAAUUCAGUGUUUAAUAUGUCACGGUCGUCUGGAGCAUCCAAAACAACUAAGUUGCACACACAGUUUCUGUCUGGGUUGUCUGCGACGAAGUUUUCGUGGCAACAAAAUAUCAUGUCCUUCCUGUAAAUUUGUAACGAACAUCCCGCAAUCUGGCGUGGAGGCACUGCAGGAUGACCAUUUUUCGAACGCGCUUAUAGAAUUAGUGAGCCCCUCCCGCCAGAGACCGGCAUCGCCCGGAUUCUAUCCCAGCAUUACUUGCAAAUCCCAUAGAAAGAAUCUGGAUAUCUACUGUAUCACAUGUGAGGAACCGGUAUGCUACGAAUGCCUGCGUCACCAUGGUGACCAUCUGUAUGAGGCUUUGACUGAUGUGAGCACGCAUCGAAGGAGAGAUCUGCGCAACAUGUGUGUACGAUUAGAAGAAGCUACACAUACGAUUAAUGGAAAUAUUUUACAACUGCAGCACCUAAAGAGCAGACUUGGGCAGGAUUUAGAUACGACUAAGGCGGAAAUCAACGAACGCGCCCAGAGACAGAUCCAACUUAUUGAGAAGCAACGAGGAACUGUAAUUAAUGACCUGGAGAGACAAACCAAUAACCAGUUACAGCGCGUGCAACAGAUACACCAAGGAUGGCAGGAUGCGGUAAAAACUAUACAAAACUGUGAAUCAUACACGAGUCAGUUAAUAGAGGAUAGCAAUGAUGUUGGUUUCUUGAAACACGAGCGGGAGGCGAAGGAAAGGUUACUGCGCCUGCGCAGUGUGCCUUUACCGGUUUAUCAGAUCCAGCCAAGGCGAUACGUACAUUUCACCAGCAACGAAGAAUUCCUGAGAAACUCGACGAUUGAAGACUUGGGACACUGUCGUGAUUGCCAAUCUGUGAUUUUCCCCCGUAAAUACCGUGAAAAGCUCACUUUCCCGUCAUCCUCCACCAAUUUGAAACCAAGCUUACGUAAUCCAUAUGACGUCGCUCUGUGUCUAAAUAAUGACAUUAUUGUCAGUGACAAUGGAAAUCAGACUUUGCAACUUUUUGACAAAUUUGGGGCGUAUAUCAAAAAUGUUACCCCAAAUAUUACAGGAUUUGACCCUAAGGGUAUUGCUAUAACAAGACAAAACAAACUAAUAAUAUCAGACUGCAGAAAUAAUAGAGUUGUGAUUAUAGAUUCAAAUGGUAAACUGGAGAAAACCAUCGGAGACAUAGUCGAACCAAUAGGGAUCGCGAUAAGCAAAGAUGGCAGUAUAUAUGUUGUUAGUUAUGGCAGCCACUGCGUAAAGAUUUAUUCAUUCCAAGGAAAAUUUCGUUUAACGUUUGGUGGAAAUGGAAAUGGUCAUGGGAAAUUUAACCAUCCCAUGUUUAUUGCUAUUAAUUCUAAAGACCAGUUGAUAAUUAGCGAUAAUUACAAUAACCGAGUACAGAUACUAGAUUCGCAAGGAUUUUAUCAAUUUUCUAUCUGCCAAUGGGGUGAAAACGAACCGUUAACGUAUCCAAGAGGGGUGGCAAUCGAUUCUCAGAACAACAUCUACGUCAGCAGUGAACGUGGGAUCCAUGUAUACAGCGAAGAUGGACUAUACAUAAACCAGGUAUCAUCUAAACAUCCGGGAAUUAGACAUAACUACUUCGGUGUUACAGUUGCAAAACGUGACCCACCAAAAGUGAUCGCAGUGGACCAUCACAACAAGUUUAUCACAAUUUACGAAUGCGAGGAAGAAGACGCGGUUCGUAUCCAGGUAAUUCAGGCAUGUAACCCUGGUAACAUUUUUCCUAGGAGGCACAGGCAAAUAUUCAUAGAAGACAAAGAGAACAGAACACAUGCAAAAAGUGGAGUUUGUAUAAUCCUGUAG
This is a messenger RNA of Saccoglossus kowalevskii, 1878 nucleotides long. RefSeq names its product tripartite motif-containing protein 2-like. The record is from RefSeq and is a predicted model, not a curated record. Lineage: Eukaryota; Metazoa; Hemichordata; Enteropneusta; Harrimaniidae.